Molecule: messenger RNA, 1728 nt
Organism: Ooceraea biroi (clonal raider ant)
Lineage: Eukaryota; Metazoa; Arthropoda; Insecta; Hymenoptera; Formicidae
Gene: arg
Product: arginase
Cellular component (GO): nucleus; cytoplasm; cytosol
Molecular function (GO): manganese ion binding; arginase activity
Source: RefSeq, a predicted model, not a curated record
AUUUUUUUGGGCGCAUUGCGACCAACCAUUUUCACAUGACUUUAAUAUUAAUGAAUAAAUUUAUUUAUUUAUUUAACUUGAAUAAAACAUAAGUUAAGAAGUUAAUGUAUUUAAAAAUAAUUUAAUAAGUUUAAGUUAAAAGUUAACGUGUUUAAAAUUAACUAAUUUCAGGGGAUCCUGGAAUCGUCUGUAUUACCGAAGGAAUCAAUGAGUUUUUUAAAUAAAUCUUCAUUGGUUGCGCAGAAUGAAAAAUCGUUUUGCACGAUGAAAGAAAUUCUUUUGCACGAUAUCAAGGACCCUAAUCUUGUGCUCUAUUGGCACGCUUGGCCAUGAUUGCAGACGCUGAUCAUACCGUGAUCUCAAGGAGAACGACGCUUUUUGAUAUUACAUCAGAGGCUGUGGGUUAAGAAGGUCAUCUCUCCAUACAAUCGUAAAUAAUGAUUCCCACUAGCAGAACAAAUGGUCCGUUCUUCAUAGCUGCACUGCUGAGCUGGUGCAUAUAUGUUACAGUGAGACAAGUAUAUUUUGUCUCACUCUAAUUUACACCAGUUCAGCAGUGCAGCUAUAAAGAAUAAGCCAUAUGAGAGGAUAAAGUUCAAGAUGAGUGUGCUAACUAAAGCCUGCAAACUUCUCAAUAAAUUAAGCAUUCGCUAUUACAGUGGAAAAGUUGGUAUUAUCGGAGUACCAUUUGACAAAGGACAGAAAAAACAAGGAGUAGCUCGUGGACCUGAAGCAAUUAGGGCAGCAGGAUUGAUACAAGAAUUGAAAAUGUUAGAAUUAGAUGUGCAAGAUUACGGCGACGUGCUUUAUCAUGCUGAAGAUGUAGAUAAAGUAAAUAAUAUGUCUCAUUUAAAUCAUGUGGCUAGUUGUACAAGCCAUUUGUCUAAACAAAUUCAACAAGUAUUGCAAGAGGGACGGCAAGCAUUAACAAUUGGUGGUGAUCACAGUUUGAGUAUCGGUACUAUUGAUGGACACGUUAAGGAAAAAAAAGAUAUAGCAGUAAUAUGGGUGGACGCUCAUGCGGAUUUAAAUACUAAUAAAACCAGUGAGAGCGGUAACGUUCAUGGAAUGCCUGUAGCAUUGUUAACUACUGAGUUAGCCGAUUAUUGGCCAUAUUUACCGGGCAUGGACUGGCAAAUGCCAAUGUUAUCUAUUAGAAAUAUAGCUUACAUUGGCUUAAGAUCUGUAGAUCGCUAUGAAAGAUUAGUAAUCGAAAAAUUUGGCAUUACCGCUUUCGGUAUGGAAGAUAUAGAACGAUAUGGUAUUCAUGAUAUAAUACACAUGGCACUAAAUAAAAUAGAUCCACAUAAUACGAAAUCCUUGCACGUUAGUUUCGAUAUCGAUUCGUUAGAUCCGCUAGAAGCACCCAGCACUGGAACUCCAGUUCGUGGAGGACUAUCUCUCAGAGAAGCAAUUCAUCUCAUGGAGGAAAUGUAUAGAACUCGCAGAUUAAAUGCUGUUGAUUUGGUAGAAGUUAAUCCGCAAAUUGGUAGUGAAAGAGAUGUAAAAAAUACUGUAGAGGCGGCAAUACACAUUAUCCAAGCAGCUUUGGGUUAUACGAGGCGCGGUUUGAGAGUACCUAAAGGUAUUACCGAUAUGCCUCUGCAAACGACUCAAUAAUAUACUUAUUCUUCAGUGCUGUGUUAUUAAUUACUAUAUAAUGUGAACAGUAACAUAUAUUGCAUCUUUCUUUUAAUUACUUAUUACAAUUUUACAUCUUUUUUCAAG